This is a messenger RNA of Triplophysa dalaica, 550 nucleotides long. RefSeq names its product cytochrome c oxidase subunit 5B, mitochondrial. Gene Ontology annotation, cellular component: mitochondrial envelope. NCBI's taxonomy places the organism in Eukaryota, Metazoa, Chordata, Actinopteri, Cypriniformes, Nemacheilidae. The transcript has 4 exons. The record is from RefSeq and is a predicted model, not a curated record. Bases 64 to 444 code for a protein of 126 amino acids. Gene Ontology annotation, biological process: mitochondrial electron transport, cytochrome c to oxygen.
AACUCGAGUUGUCGGGGGCGUGCAGCGCGCACACACACACACAGAACUCAAGUUGACGUGAAGAUGGCGAGUAAAAUCCUUCUGCGCGCGUGUCGCGUAACUUUGAUGAGAAAACAACAUGUUUUACUGCAAACACCUCAGCGCGUGAUGUCGACUAAAGGUAUUCCAACAGAUGAGGAACAGGCUGCAGGUCUGGAGCGACGUGUCCUGCAGGCCAUGAAGAAGGGCCAAGAUCCAUACAGCAUUCUCAAGCCAAAGGAAUAUACUGGAACCAGAGACGACCCUCAUAUCGUCCCCAGCAUCAAUAACAAGCGUCUGGUGGGCUGUCUGUGUGAGGAGGACAACACAGCCAUUGUUUGGUUCUGGCUGCAUGAAGGAAACCCACAGCGCUGUCCAUCCUGCGGCUCACAUUAUGAGCUCGUCCAUCAUGAGCUUCCUCAAUGAUCUCUCUCUCUCUCACGCAGCAGAACUUUAUCUGCUCUUCAUACUGUAUGAGCGCCUAUGCCAAACAUUUACAGAAAUCUAAAAAUAAAGUUAUUUCAAACCUUCA